Messenger RNA from Lactuca virosa, 597 nucleotides. The record is from the annotation of a GenBank genome assembly. Lineage: Eukaryota; Viridiplantae; Streptophyta; Magnoliopsida; Asterales; Asteraceae.
AUGCUGAGAAUGCCGGAGACGGAGAUGAGUUGGAGGCGCAGAAUGCCGAGAAUGCCGACGACGGGGAUGAGCCGUUGCGAGCCUAGCAUUAUAGGUGUCUGGUGUAAGUAUAAUAUGAAAAUGACUUUUCAUGCUAGUAAGUUGUACUGUAUUUGCAAAUUAAAGAGUGUCAUCAACACGACGCAAAAGCUCGAUGAAAUGAUGCUCAGAACAACAAUGGCUGCUCUGUUUCACCCCACCACGAAGCCGUACUCUUUACCCCUCAAGGCUUUCGUCUCACAAUCGCUUCACAAACCCCGGUGGUUAAUAAUUCGAAAAAGCUACCCUCGAGCUGAAAGAACGAUCUUAUCCAUCAACACACCUCAUUCUCUAUCAUCUACAACAGUUCCCCAAAUUUCGAACGACACGACUUCUGAUUUGGACAACAGUUACUUGUCAUGCUCAAUGCCCAAUUGCAAGCGCCCUCUCAAAAUUGCAGUUCUUCUCAGUGGUGGCGUUGAUAGCAGUGUCGCACUUCGCCUCCUCCACGCAUCCGGACACUCGUGCACCGCUUUCUACCUUAAAAUCUGGUUCAAAGUGCGUAUUCUUUUCUUUUGA